GCCCCAACUCUGACCCGCGCCGGGGGGGGUGGGCCAUGGCGGAGAUCAGCGACCUGGACCGGCAGAUCGAGCAGCUACGGCGCUGCGAGCUCAUCAAGGAGAGCGAAGUCAAGGCCCUGUGUGCUAAGGCCAGUUAUUGGCGGACACAACAUCUUUGUUUGUAUGUGGUGCUGAGGAUCGAACCCGGGCCGCACGCAUGGCAGGCGAGCGCGCUACCACUUGAGCCACAUCCCCAGCCCAUGAAAUGAUCUUAAUCCCAACAACAACCCUUUAAAAGAGGUGGUUUUGUCCCCGUUUUACAAGUGAAGACUUUGAUGUUCAAUGUUUCCAGGAAGUGUGGAAUGGAGUCUGAAGCUAUUUUGUGUCCUGACAUUUUCCAGGCCAUAUGCAGUAAGGUGGAGUUGGAUCAGUCUCAUGCUUAAUCUAGGAGAGAGAUCUUGGUAGAGGAGAGCAAUGUGCAGAGGGUGGACUCCCCAGUCACCGUGUGCGGCGACAUCCAUGGACAAUUCUAUGACCUCAAGGAGCUAUUCAGAGUGGGUGGCGAUGUCCCUGAGACCAACUACCUCUUUAUGGGGGACUUUGUGGACCGUGGCUUCUACAGUGUUGAAACCUUCCUUCUACUCCUGGCACUUAAGGUUCGCUAUCCUGACCGCAUCACCCUGAUCCGGGGCAACCAUGAGAGCCGGCAGAUCACGCAGGUCUAUGGCUUCUAUGAUGAGUGCCUACGCAAAUAUGGUUCGGUGACUGUGUGGCGCUACUGCACUGAGAUCUUUGACUACCUCAGCCUGUCAGCCAUCAUUGAUGGCAAGAUCUUCUGUGUGCACGGGGGCCUCUCCCCCUCCAUCCAGACUCUGGACCAGAUCCGGACAAUUGAUCGAAAGCAGGAAGUGCCACAUGAUGGACCCAUGUGUGACCUCCUCUGGUCUGACCCUGAAGACACAACAGGCUGGGGUGUGAGCCCCCGUGGAGCCGGCUACCUGUUUGGCAGUGACGUGGUGGCCCAGUUCAACGCAGCCAAUGACAUUGAUAUGAUCUGCCGUGCCCACCAGCUAGUGAUGGAAGGUUACAAGUGGCACUUCAAUGAGACCGUGCUCACUGUGUGGUCAGCACCCAACUACUGCUACCGCUGUGGCAAUGUGGCAGCCAUCUUGGAGCUGGAUGAGCAUCUCCAGAAAGAUUUCAUCAUCUUUGAGGCUGCUCCCCAGGAGACACGGGGCAUCCCCUCCAAGAAGCCGGUGGCCGACUACUUCCUGUGACCCUUCGGCCCUGCCCCCUCCAACUUUUUUGGCCCUUGGACCACUGUGACUCUGCCCUCUCCCCAGUCGGAGGCUGGGCAAGGAGGGGCUGUCCCCAGCUCUGCUCUUCCCCCAAGAGGGCGUUUCAAGGGUGAGGACUUUCUCUGGAGAGGUUUGGAGCCUUAGCUCCAUGCUCCUCCUCUCCUUUCUCCCCACUUGAACCAUGAAGUUUCCAGUAUUUUUUUUUUCUUUUUUCCUUUUUUUUGGUUUGUUUUUAGAUAAAAGUUUUGAGAAAAAAAAGAAAAAAAAUUCUAAUAAAAGAAGAAAAAUG
Molecule: messenger RNA, 1566 nt
Organism: Marmota monax (woodchuck)
Lineage: Eukaryota; Metazoa; Chordata; Mammalia; Rodentia; Sciuridae
Gene: Ppp4c
Product: protein phosphatase 4 catalytic subunit
Exons: 9
Coding region: 570-1256 (228 amino acids)
Biological process (GO): peptidyl-serine dephosphorylation; double-strand break repair via homologous recombination
Cellular component (GO): nucleus; cytoplasm
Molecular function (GO): protein serine/threonine phosphatase activity
Source: RefSeq, a predicted model, not a curated record